This is a messenger RNA of Aedes albopictus (Asian tiger mosquito), 2207 nucleotides long. Its product is annotated as sterol O-acyltransferase 1. Bases 356 to 2077 code for a protein of 573 amino acids. The record is from RefSeq and is a predicted model, not a curated record. Lineage: Eukaryota; Metazoa; Arthropoda; Insecta; Diptera; Culicidae. The transcript has 4 exons. Gene Ontology annotation, cellular component: endoplasmic reticulum membrane. Gene Ontology annotation, biological process: cholesterol metabolic process.
AAAGAAACAAAAUACACAUAAAGGCUGCACUGAUCAGUCAGAGUCUCUAGCUAUAGUUGGGACGACAAGUGAUUACGGCUGGCAGUCCCCGUCCAUCACAUAUAUUUAUUCAGGCUCGUCUAUCCAUCCACGCUGGAUGCAUAGGGAACACGCGCGCCCGCGCUGGAGAACGUCGUCGUCAGUUUCGUUUUGACCGUUGACCUGAUGAGAAUUAUUCCGGUUCUUUUUUCGUGGAUUCUAGUUUGGUGAAAGUGUCGGUUCCCAAAGUUAAUGAACUGUAGUUUGUGAUUGUUUUGUGUGUCAGUUGUUUUUCUUUUUCUGGUGCUAAGUGUGAAAAGAUCUAGUGGAGAUCACGAUGAGUGAUCCGAACAAUUCAGCUGAUGAUGCAGGUAGCAGUUCUAGAUCCAGUUCUAACGAGGAUGGCUCUGCCGAAAGCAAUGGGAUUGGAAAACCACAAAACGAGUUUAAGGAGGAAAUCUUCAAAGAUAUGGCCAUCGACAAAAUGCGGGAAAAGAUGGACGUUAUCGUCCAAAAGUUGGAGCAGGACGUCGAACACAAGCUGGAGCUACUGGUGGACGAUCUCGUUAGCGAGGUAAAACUGUUCAACCUCAAAAACUACGAGCUGAGCCAGCUGUUUCGGGACACGAGUUCAUCCUCCAUCCAUCACCGAACGAAGUCCUCCUCAACCGAAACCCGGAAACGACGUUCGGAUGGAAAGCUACCAGACAAAGUGUUCGUGGCGAGGAAUUCACUGCUGACGGAUUUGUUCGAAGUGAAGCACAUCAAGACCAUUUACCACAUCUUCCUGGUUAUAUUGAUCAUUAUGUUCCUGAACACCGUGGUUCAUGACUUCGUCGAUCGAGGCACCAUCAAUUUGGGUCUUCGUCCCAUCGUAGCUGGAUUCGGAAAGUUCCACUUCAGUCUCGCAUUGUGGGCUUGCAUGCAGUUGGCCGUAUUAUGUGUGUAUCCAGCUUUCAGUUGUUGGGCUCGAGGUCGGAAUAUCUACACCAAUAGUCAGAAGCGUAAAAUCUGGGAUAUCGGGGCCAUUUUCGGAGCCAUCAUGUUUCAGUGUUCAUUCGUCACGCUGGUAAUCAAGGCCGUUCUACAAUUGGAUCUUCCUCCGGCAUCAUCCGUUGCUGUACUCAUGGAGAUGACGCGAUUCGUUAUGAAGGUACACGCCUUCGUUCGGAGUAACAUUCCACGUGCCCUUAAAUUCACCACUAAAAACUCUUCAGAGGACAAACCUCAGCACGCUAAACCCGUUCCACCGUUCGGCAAGUUCCUGUACUUCCUGUUCGCUCCCACCCUCGUAUACCGGGACGAAUAUCCACGCACCAAACGGAUUCGUUGGUCUGUAGUCUUCCGCCACAUGUUGGAAGUGAUCGGAGUGAUCUUCUACAUCAGUUUCAUCUUCGAGCGAUUCCUAACGCCGCUUUUUGACCGUUUCGGAGGAGCCGAAAUCAGUUCCGGGAAGUUUGUGCUAGCAUUGUUUGGAUGUGUCAUGCCCGGAUCGUUGUCGUUCCUGUGCGGCUUCUACUGCCUGUUGCAUGCCUGGCACAACGCAAGUUCCGAAUUGCUACGUUUUGCAGAUCGGAUGUUCUACCGGGACUGGUGGAAUGCCUCGUCGUUUGCGGAGUACAUUCGAUCUUGGAAUGUGGUGGUGCACGAUUGGUUGUAUACCUACAUCUACAAGGACUCGGUUGAGCACCUGUUCAAGAACUGUCGAUGGCUGGCGACCGUGUUGGUGUUUACGGCUUCGGCGGUGUUCCACGAGGUGAUCCUGGCGUUCGCCUUCCGAUUCUUCUAUCCGGUGAUGUUCGUGCAGUUCGAGUUCAUGGGACUGCUGUUGAUGUUCCUGACGAGGAAUCUGAGCAAAGAUGCCGGGAAUGUUCUGUUGUGGUUUAUGCUGUGCAUUGGGAACGGUAUUCAGCUGAGUUUGUACAAUAUGGAGUACUACGCUAGGAGGAACUGCCCGGUGAGUGGUGAAUCGUUGAUCGAUUAUAUGGUUCCGGUGUCAUGGUCGUGUCAUGGGAUCUCGCAUAACCCCAACUGGACGUUCACUGCUAUGGAAUAUUGAGUGGACUGUUUUUUCGGAGAUAGUUUAUUUUGCUACUUAGGUUAAUCUCAGUGAUAUUAAGAAGGAAAUUAUACAUAAUUUGAGCUACCUUUUGCUGGUAAGAGUAAUAAAUCCAAGACUGUUAACUGUA